Messenger RNA from Cavia porcellus (domestic guinea pig), 3654 nucleotides. RefSeq names its product zinc finger protein 347-like. The record is from RefSeq and is a predicted model, not a curated record. Gene Ontology annotation, biological process: regulation of transcription by RNA polymerase II. Gene Ontology annotation, molecular function: RNA polymerase II cis-regulatory region sequence-specific DNA binding; DNA-binding transcription factor activity, RNA polymerase II-specific. Lineage: Eukaryota; Metazoa; Chordata; Mammalia; Rodentia; Caviidae.
GUCUGGGGAACGUCAAGGCCCUGCCCCGCCCCCUGCGCCCCAGUAAAUUCGGACGGCGCUGUGAAGGUCGCUUGGCCCUGCGGGGCGGAGGCGCUUGAGGCCGGUCCUGCCAGUCCAACCCGGGCCGCUGACGCCUCCACCCUCGACCGCCUCGCCUGCUGCCCUCUCCGCGGCCGGCGGCGUCCUCACCACGGGGGAACCCGGGCUCGUCCGCGCCUCCCGGGCCGGGUUGCCUCCCAGGCCUCCCCCUCUAACCUCCCCGCCAGGCCAGGGGAGGUGACCUGGACCUGGCCUGUUUCACUCCCCAAAACUCAUGUUAUCUGCCGAAGGAGCUGGGAAGAGGAGGAGGCAGGAAGAAAAGGAGUCGGACAUGGCUCUUACUUGGGGAGGAGCAUUUUUGUUCGAGGGAUGUGCUUCUUGGGAUUCUCCAAGGCCGCCAUCAGUGUGCCCUCUCCCCAGGGAUGCUUAACAUUCAGGGAUGUGGCCAUAGAAUUCUCCCCAGAGGAAUGGAAAUGCCUGGAUGCUGCUCAGAGGACUCUAUAUAGGGAGGUGAUGCUGGAGAACUACAGGAACCUGGUCUCCCUAGGAAUCUUUCUUCCUAACGUGAGUGUUAUUUCUAUAUUGGAGCAAGGGAAAGAGCCCUGGACUGUGGAGAAUGAAAUGAAAAUAGCAAGAAACUCAAGUAGGUGGGAAUGUUGUAAAGGACUGAAUACAGAUAUCUCUCCUAAAUGUGUAAUAAAGGGUUCAUCACCAAAAGGGAAGAGCAGUACAGGAGAAAUAUUUAAAAGAGUGACACUAGAAAGACAUGAAAGGAAUAACAUUAAAGGCUUUUCAUUCAAGGAUGUCCAUAAGAAUAGACAUGGCUUUGAGUUGCACUGGAAAGAUACUGAAAGAAAUUACAACAGCAUGCUUGUGGUUCAGAAGGAAAGUCUCAUUGGUAGAAGAGGUCAAGGUGGUAAAAGGGACACAGAAAAUAAACUUAUGAAAAGUUGGCUUGACUUAAGCUUUCAGGCACAUCUGCCUGAACUGCAAGCACUUCAGUCUAAAGGAAAAACUGACAGUCAUGAAGGUGACGGGUCCAUCAACAAUGCUUCCUCAGUUUCACCACCACAAAGAAUUGCUUCUGUCAAAGCACAUAUUUCUCAGGAAUAUGGAAAUGACUUUAUUUAUUCUUCAUUACUCACAAGACAGAAAGCUCAUGUUAGAGAGAAAUCUUACCAAUGUAACGAGUGUGGCAAGGUCUUUGGUUACACCUCAUCUCUAGCACAUCAUCGGAGAAUUCAUACGGGAGAGAAACUAUACAAAUGUAUUGAAUGUGGCAAGGCAUUUUUCAGGCGUUCAUACCUUUUGGUACAUGAGAGACGUCAUACUGGAGCUAAGCCUUACAAAUGUAAUGAAUGCGGCAAAGUCUUCACUCAGAAUUCCUACCUUACAAGUCACCGGAGAAUUCAUACUGGGGAGAAACCUUACAAGUGUAAUGACUGUGGCAAAGCCUUCAGCGUGCGUUCAAACCUCACUAAGCAUCAGGUUAUCCACACAGGAGAAAAACCUUACAAGUGCAAUGAAUGUGGCAAGGUCUUCAGUCACGCUUCAGGCCUUGCAUUUCAUCGGAGAACCAUCCAUACUGGAGAGAAACCUUACAAAUGUGAUGAGUGUGGCAAGGUCUUCAUCCAGAACUCACACCUUGCCAGUCAUCGAGGGGUUCAUACUGGAGAGAAACCAUACAAGUGUAAUGAGUGUGGCAAAGUUUUCAGUCAGACAUCAAAUCUUGCAAGGCACUGGAGAGUUCAUACAGGAGAGAAACCUUACAAAUGUAAUGAAUGUGGCAAAGCCUUCAGCGUGCGUUUUACCUUAACUUCCCAUCAGGUUAUCCACACUGGAGAAAAACCUUACAAGUGUAAUGAAUGUGGUAAGGUCUUCAGACAGAUGUCAAGCCUUGCAAUUCACCAGAGAAUUCACACUGGAGAGAAACCUUACAAGUGCAAUCAGUGUGGAAAAGCCUUUAAUUCACAUUCUAACCUAAACACCCAUCAGGUGAUCCAUACUGGAGAAAAACCCUACAAAUGUUCUGAGUGUGGCAAGGUCUUCACUCAAAAUUCACACCUUGCAAAUCAUCGGAGAAUCCAUACUGGAGAGAAACCUUACAAGUGUAAUGAGUGUGGUAAAGCCUUUAGUGUGUACUCAAGCCUGACCACUCACAGGUCAUCCAUUCUGGAGAGAAACCUUACAAAUGUGACGAGUGUGGCAAGGUUUUCACGCAGAACUCACACCUUGCAAGUCACCGUAGGACUCAUACAGGAGAGAAACCAUUCAUGUGUGAUAAGUGUGGCAAAGCCUUUAGUGUGCGGUCAAGCCUUAUUACCCAUCAGGCAAUUCAUACUGGAGGAAAACCUUAUACAUGUAAAGACUGUGGCAAGGUCUUUAGUCGAAGUUCCAACCUUGCAAGCCAUCAGAGAAUUCAUGCUGGACAGAAACCUUGUAAGUGAAUGUAGUUGGUCACAACUUCUUGUAUAACAUCAGAUAUUUCAUUUUUAGGAGAAUCUUUAUAAAUGCAAUGAGUGUUAAAAGCCAUUUGUCAAUAGUUAAAACAUUAAUGGACAUAAGAGUUCAUACUGAAAAGAAAUCUUACAAAUUACACAGCACAAGCAUUAAUUCAAGUCCUACACUAGAUGCCAAAAUAUAUGUCUUUGAUGAAACCAUACAAAUGGACGGUACUUGUGUAGUUAGGCUAUUAAGAGAUGAUCAUAACUCUAGAUGAGGAUUUAUUCCAAAACCAGUUCAGUCUGUAGCUCUCUGUUGUAUUCUGCAGAAUAUUUCCAAUUAAAAAUAUGUGAAAACCCAUGACCUUAAAUACAUGAAAGGUACAAGGAUUUUGGAAAUACUCAUUAGCUUCCAGUUAUAAAUUAUUUUACCCAGUUAUUUGAGGUUUCUUUGCUAUUUUUGACUCUGAACUUGAAUUUUAAAACAUGUUCAUACUCUGUCUUCCUACCAGCCUUUUAUUGUGGCCUCUGAGAAAGAACUAGUAAGACAGAGAGGCUUUGGUAGGUAAGGGUCAUUUCUGUGUAAUGUCUGAGAAGGAGUUUGCCUUGAAGUUUAAAUAUUGUCUAAAUUCGCAACUGGAAAAGACAAUAAGGUAAAACUGACAAAUCAUCACAUUUAUUUGUGUACAUUGCAUCUGCAAAAGAGCACCAUGGUUGAUAGGAAUAAACAUGCUACCAAAUGGUUGUGCAGUAUAGCAAGCCAGGAAAUUAGGCCCUGGGGAGUUUAAUGGGCUAGGAAUGAUAAACUGGUAGGGACUGAGUAUGGAAGAAAUAAUAUAGAAAAAUGACCACCUUCUAUGUUGAGUGACAGUAAAUGUUAUAGAGCAAAUCAUGAAUGAAUGAUGUCAUUUUUCAAGUUGAAGAAAGAUCAAUUAUACUGUAGAGUGUAAUUGAAAGACUGGGAGGGGUGUAGCUCAGUGAUAGAACAUUUGUCUAGCAUGCACAAGACCCAGAGUUCAAUCCUCAGUACCACAAAGAUGAGUAAUUUUAAAAAUAGCAUUUUCUUGAGGAUCAUUGCAUUUAACCGCUGGUGUUAACAGCUUGCAAUUGCUUUAUUCAGAGUAUAUUAUUGGUCUGAUGUUUUAAUAAAAUUAAUCUUUUAGUAUGACUGUUC